GCCGCCAUUUUCGCAUUUUGUGGAAAGAGAUAAUCUUCCAUAUUGUGCAGACAUGUCUGGAAUUGCCAUUGCACGUUUAGCUGAAGAGAGGAAAGCAUGGAGGAGGGACCAUCCCUUCGGUUUUGUUGCAAAACCAAAUAAAAAUCCUGAUGGGACACUGAACUUAAUGAACUGGGAGUGUGCAAUACCUGGCAAAAGAAAUACAGCAUGGGAAGGAGGGCUUUAUAAACUAAGAAUGCUAUUCAAAGAUGACUACCCAUCAACACCGCCAAAAUGUAAAUUUGAACCGCCACUGUUUCACCCGAAUGUAUAUCCAUCAGGAACAGUGUGUCUCUCAUUGCUUGAAGAAGAUAAAGACUGGCGGCCAGCUAUUACUAUUAAGCAGGUAUGAAAUUUUACCUUGUCUACAUCAUCUUUGAUGAAGGUAAGGCUUAUUUGUUGGGAAAAUCUCUGUCCUCGUUGUAGUUGUUGUCGUUCUCGUGUUGACUUUUGCUAGUGGUUACAAUAACUUGAAAAAAUUCUUUCAAAAUUGAAUACUGGAUUUACCUGUCUGGGAGCACAGUCAGUUGGCGCACACGUGAUAAUAAAAUAAAUAUUUACCAUAUGGGGGCC
Saccoglossus kowalevskii is the source of this 612-nucleotide messenger RNA. Its product is annotated as SUMO-conjugating enzyme UBC9-B. The record is from RefSeq and is a predicted model, not a curated record. NCBI's taxonomy places the organism in Eukaryota, Metazoa, Hemichordata, Enteropneusta, Harrimaniidae.